Molecule: messenger RNA, 1575 nt
Organism: Brassica oleracea var. oleracea
Lineage: Eukaryota; Viridiplantae; Streptophyta; Magnoliopsida; Brassicales; Brassicaceae
Product: leucine-rich repeat receptor-like protein kinase PXL1
Exons: 2
Coding region: 1-1575 (524 amino acids)
Molecular function (GO): protein binding
Source: RefSeq, a predicted model, not a curated record
AUGACGAUCAUCAUGUCGGGAUUAAAUCUGCUUUUUCCUUUUCUCUCACUCUUUGUUAUCUUUACUCCAAACUUCACUCUUGUUGCUGGACUUUCUGGUUGUGGUCCCCACCAUAUUCAAGCACUUGUGCAAUUCAAGAACGAGUUUGAUUACAGCGGUUGCAACCAAACUGACUACUUCAAUGGAGUCAUGUGCGAUAACAUUACGGGUGAGGUCACGAAGCUACAACUCCCAAGUGGCUGCUUCACUGGAGUUCUCAAAACCAACAGUAGUCUCUUUGGAUUUAACCAUCUUCGUUACCUCAAUCUCUCUUACAACAAGUUUACCUCCUCUUCACUCUCGUCUGGAUUCGGCAGUCUCAACAAGUUAGAGGUCUUGUCUCUUUCCUCUAAUGGCUUCAUAGGUCAAGUUCCUUCCUCAUUAAGUAACUUGAGUCGGCUAACCGAGUUGUAUCUUGACCAUAACGAGCUCACAGGUGGUUUCCCACUCGUACAAAAUAUAACCAGCCUCUCCAUUUUGAACCUAUCUCUUAAUCACUUCUCUGGAGCCAUCCCUUCCUCUCUCCUCACUAUGCCUUUCUUGUCAUAUCUUAAUCUCGAUGAAAAUCAUCUCACCGAUCCUGUUGAAGUUCGUAGCUCAUCUACUUCUUCCCGGCUCGAAACUCUGCACCUUAGAAAAAACCCUUUCGAAGGAAAAAUCCUAGACCUUAUCUCAAACUUCACCACCCUUAAAUAUCUUGGCCUUUCUUUCCAAAACAUAAGCUACCCAAUUAACUUAAACUUUUUUUCCUCUCUCAAAUCUUUGUUGAGACUUGAUCUUUCCGGUAAUAGUGUAUUGGAAACUAGUAUAAGUUCAGAUUCAGACGUCCCACGUAACAUAGAGAAAUUGCUCUUGUCAAGCUGUGACAUCAGCAAGUUCCCAGAAUUUGUACGGAGCCUUGAUAGAUUGGAACAUAUAGACAUUUCCAAUAAUAAAAUUAAAGGGAAAGUCCCUGAGUGGCUUUGGAACCUUCCUCAUCUGAUCAGGGCCAAUCUUGUCAACAAUGCUUUCACUCAUUUAGAAGGUUCAAAUGACGUUUUAACGAAUUCAUCGUUGAGGAUAUUAGAUUUGGCUUUAAACCAUUUUGAAGGACCAGUUCCUACUCCACCACUCUCUAUCAACCUCUUUUCUGCAUGGAACAAUAGUUUCACAGGAAACAUACCUCUUUCAGUUUGCAACCGGAGCUCGCUGGUUAUUCUUGAUCUCUCCUACAACAACUUAAGCGGUCCGAUUCCUCGAUGUUUGAGUAACCUCAAAGACUCUCUCGUUGUCGUGAAUCUCAGGAAGAACAACUUGGAAGGAAGUAUUCCAGAUAUGCUCUACAAUGGUUCGUUGCUGCGGACACUUGACGUAGGCUACAAUCAAUUAACUGGGAAGCUUCCAAGGUCUCUUCUGAAUUGCUCUUCGCUAAGGGAAAGUUCCUUUGCUGUUCUUCAGCAGCAAUAUGCUCUCUACCAGGAGGAGCAUUGCGAGGCAAACUCUCUCAUCAGAAGCAUCUACUCUUGUCUUUUUGAGCUGGUUCAACACGUCGCUUAA